Molecule: messenger RNA, 3528 nt
Organism: Sinocyclocheilus rhinocerous
Lineage: Eukaryota; Metazoa; Chordata; Actinopteri; Cypriniformes; Cyprinidae
Product: intraflagellar transport protein 88 homolog
Exons: 32
Coding region: 461-3169 (902 amino acids)
Biological process (GO): kidney development; non-motile cilium assembly; intraciliary transport
Cellular component (GO): ciliary base; ciliary basal body; non-motile cilium
Molecular function (GO): kinesin binding
Source: RefSeq, a predicted model, not a curated record
UCGCAGUCUCGUUUACAAAUGUCAAAACUCAGUCAGCUAACAUUACUUUACAGGAACCCCAAUAUCACCAGACUUCAGGUUAUGCGCACUAAAGACAGGCGGAGCUACGGCGUCUCGCACGCUCCAAAAUACAUCAGGACUUUUACAGUAGGAUAAUUCCUUGGAUUGGAGUGCAGAAGACGAUCAAACGUGCAUUUAGAAAUGUAAUAUUAAAAAAACAUAGACACAAAUAUAAUCAAUGAAAUAACCAAUAGCGAAACAGAGUUAAGUCGCCAGUGUGUAGCCUAUGGCAAUCCGUCUCUGUAUCCUAGCAACGACCGAUGUGUCGCUCAACAGCUUAACGUUAGUUAGCGAGCUCUAGCUGCUGUUGGGCUAUAUACACGGUUUUCCAGGAUAUUUAAAUGUAAUACGGCUAUUAAUUUGCACUUUUUUUCAGAAAGCAAACUGAUCUGCUAACCAGAUGGACAACGUGCAUCUUGUCCCAGAGGAAGAGGAGGAUGAUUUGUAUACUGGCUACAAUGAUUACAAUCCGACUUUUGACGGAGAGGACCUUCACAAUGAUGAGGGCUUUCAGCAGGCAGUCAGGACUAGUCAUGGCAGAAGACCACCAAUGACCGCAAAAUAUCCUGGCACUGCCAUUGGAGGGCGACCGAUUGGAACAGCUUAUGGCUCUCGGAUGCCUGUUGGCACUGCUAUGGGAAGGCCUAUGACUGGAGCUGUUCAGGAUGGUGCGGCUCGUCCCAUGACUGCAGUGCGAGCAGCAGGAUAUUCGUCAUCUAUAGCUAGAGGCUCAGUGUUUGAUCCACUGGGACAAUCAAAAGGACCGGCCCCUCCAUUAGAAACAAGGAAUGAAGACACUCCAGAGGAAAAGAUAAAGAUCCUCGAAAAGAAGGUGAAUGAUUUGAUAGAGGAGAGCUGUCUCGCUCAUGCUCGUGGGGAUCUUCAGCUGUCUUUAGAGAAAGCCAAGGAGGCUGGCAGGAAGGAAAGGGCUUUGGUGAGACAGAGAGAACAAACAGGCACUGCAGACCACAUCAAUCUGGAUCUGACCUACUCCGUGUUGUUUAAUUUAGCAAACCAAUAUGCCAAUAAUGACAUGUACACCGAGGCCUUGAACACUUACCAAGUCAUUGUGAAGAACAAAAUGUUCAGUAAUGCCGGACGAUUGAAAGUGAACAUGGCAAAUAUCUAUUUUAAGCAAAAGAACUACACAAAGGCAAUCAAAUUUUACCGCAUGGCUUUGGAUCAGAUCUCAAAUGCCCACAAUGCAAUGAGGAUCAAGAUCAUGCAGAACAUUGGAGUUGUGUUCAUACAUAUGGGCCAGUACUCCGAUGCCAUCACAUCCUUUGAGUACAUCAUGAGUGAGAACCCCAACAUUAAGACAGGCUUCAACCUCAUCCUAUGUUACUAUGCCAUUGGAGACCGUGAGAGGAUGAAAAAAGCUUUUCAGAAACUCAUUUGUGUGCCUCUCGGUAUUGAUGAUGAUGACAAGUAUAUUCCUCCAAAUGAUGACCCUCAUGCAAACAUGGUGAUUGAGGCUAUAAAGAACGAUAAGCUUCACCAAAUGGAAAGGGAGAGGAAAGCACUAGCAGAAAAAUACAUUAUGACCUCAGCCAAAUUUAUCGCUCCAGCCAUUGAGUCGUCAUUUGCAGCUGGGUUUGACUGGUGUGUGGACAUGGUGAAGGGUUCACAAUACGUGGAGCUUGCAAAUGACUUGGAGAUCAAUAAAGCUAUUACAUACUUAAGACAGAGGGACUUCAGACAGGCUGAGGCAGUCGAGACGCUAAAGAUGUUUGAGAAGAAGGACAGUCGGGUAAAAAGUGCUGCUGCCACUAAUCUUUCUUUUCUUUACUUUUUGGAAAAGGAUUAUGACCAGGCUGACCGCUAUGCUGAACUUGCCAUGAGUGCCGACCGCUACAACCCUGCUGCCCUCGUUAACAAAGGCAACACAGAAUUUGUGAAGGAGGACUAUGAGAAAGCAGCAGAGUUUUAUAAGGAGGCUCUUCAUAAUGACUCGUCCUGCACUGAAGCUCUUUAUAACUUAGGUUUGACCUAUAAGAGGCUGGGUAGACUGGAGGAAGCCCUGGACUGCUUCCUCAAACUGCAUGCUAUCCUCAGAAACAGUGCUCAGGUCAUGUACCAGCUGGCUAAUCUAUAUGAGAUGUUGGAGGACCCUCAUCAGGCCAUUGAAUGGCUGAUGCAGCUCACAAGUGUGACCCCCACAGAUGCUCAGGUGUUGGCCAAACUGGGAGACCUUUAUGAUAAUGAAGGAGACAAGUCUCAGGCCUUCCAGUACUAUUAUGAGUCGUAUAGGUAUUUUCCCUCAAAUAUUAGUGUCAUUGAAUGGCUGGGAGCAUAUUACAUUGACACCCAGUUCUGUGAAAAAGCUAUUCAGUACUUUGAGAGAGCAACCCUCAUUCAACCGACACAGGUGAAGUGGCAGCUGAUGGUGGCUAGCUGUUACAGGAGAAGUGGGAAUUAUCAGAAGGCACUUGAGACCUACAAGGACAUUCAUCGGAAAUUUCCUGAAAAUGUCGAAUGUCUACGCUUCCUAGUCAGGCUGUGCACAGAUAUGGGACUAAAAGAGGUGCAGGAUUAUGCCACCAAACUCAAGAAAGUUGAAAAAAUGAAGGAGAUCAGAGAGCAGAGGGUGAGAUCUGGGAGGGACAGCAGUGCUCGAGGCCGCAGGGAAGGCAGCGCUGGCAGUGGAAAUACUUCAAACCUUACACGCACUCUCCCUAAGAAACCCAGUGAUGUGGAUCUCUUGUCAGGUGAUGUCCAGUUAUCAGGUUCAGGCAGUGCUGGGUUCAAAGGAUGCGGCUCAAACCCCAAGAAGCCCAGUGGGAGCAGCUCAAGCCCCAUCAAUACCCCUCCUCUGAGAGCCAGUGUUUCUCGCUCAGAAGCUAAGUAUAGUCCUUUGCUGGAGCAGGGCAGAGACAGUGGACAGAGCAACCAUGGCACCAGUGCUAAGGGUGAGAGGCUUAGCGUUAAACUGAAAACUCUUCCAGGGUCCAAUGAGCCCUAUGAGGCCAGCACUCAGCAGGAAAUAGAUGCUUCGUAUGUCGAUCCUUUGGGGCCUCAAAUGCAGGGACCAAAAACUGCAGCAAGGAAACGCACUGAGGAAGACGAGUUUGCUGAUGAAGAGCUGGGAGAUGACUUACUGCCUGAGUGAUGUGUGCAACAGUUAUCAAUUCAGUAGAAAAUCUGAUAUAUAUCAAGGCACUAGAUUUUUCUGUAUUUUAUAGCACUGUAUUUUUAGUAGUACUAAAAAUACCAGUUCUUCAUGCCCAGGGAUUUUAUAUCUCAUUGCAUUAUGCUUUACUAUAUUUUGUAAUAGUAGUGCAUUGUGUGUGUAUAUGUAUAAUUACAUUUAGAAAAAAAUACAGCUUAUUCAAAAUUAUUUAAUUCAUUUUGUGCAUUGAAAUGUAAAGAUAUCAACUUUUGUAUGCCCUGCAAACAGUGAAGCUAAAGACAUUGUAAGUGUGAAAUAUUAAAGCACAGUAUAAGACUUUUCUUUGGAAUCUGAUGAUU